AUGCGUAGCGGAACUAGAGGUGCCUUUGAUAGCUUUAAGGCCCCAUUUGUCCACGGCCUACAACGGGGGACCACUGUCAUCCGGUGCACGCACGCUCAGUACUAUGGCGAAGUGGAGUGGCGUCGACACCACAUGGCUCGGGGGCCAGGUGCCGCCUUACCGGGUGUCGCGCAACAGCAGAUGCAGGCGUCCACAGUCAGACGGACAGCACCCGGUGCCAAGGAGCCUCAGGCACUUGCACUAACGGCAGUGACCAUUGAUUCAAAGCCUGAAGCAUCUAACGAGGUCGAGAUACCAGAACGGAUGGGCUGGGACAGCUUGAAGCAGGAGCCGUGCAACUGCUUGCCCCCCGAAGAAGAUGCUGGAAAGGAGAUCUACUGUACUUCAGAGCAGGUUCAGGAGCCCAAUAGACAUGCCUCGUCUUCCUCGUCUGCACAGGAUGUCGUCGACUCGCCAAGAAUCCAGGAGUACUGGGCGAGGGCCGACCAAAAUUUGAAUCACGACAGUGCUGGAGACACCGCUAGUACGGACUGCUUUCGAGGGGCCCUUCGCCAGACCAGCGCUGGUGUAGCGCAUGGUUUGUAUCUAGAUAGUAGUGAUGGAAACCUUAUCCAUGAUUCCUUUAACGUCGCUGUCUACCUUGUGUGUAGAAUCCACCUGCAUGCCCGAAUUGGAAAUGUCCGUGAUCUUACGUUGUUUGCAGAAAACUGCUCUCAAGUAGACAUGACGAUUGUUCGGGGGUACAUCGACAUCGCCCAUGCGUUGCUCCGCCACUUUGAGGAGGCGCUUGAGACGAAGCAGCGGCUCACAGAGGGCAGCCUGCAGUGUGCAGAGACUGUGUGUAGGGCCUUGCAGGCCCUUAAGGACACAAACCCGCGCUUAGAGCCUUUGGUGGAGCGCAUUAUGAUGGCCACUGAGCUCUUGCACAAGCGAAAAACGGCCGAUGAGAAAUAUGCUAUGCAGCACGGCCUGCCGUGUGUGGAUACCACGGACUUGGCCUGUCCGCCAUGGGCAGCCACUGCCCCUCUCUACGUGUGUAUUCAAAAUAGUGCAAACAGGAGACAUGAGCAUCAUUGGUCUCCAAGGAGUAUAAACCGUCUAGAUCAGGCAGGAUGGGAGCUGCGUGAGGUUCCGUGUAGCCAAGACCAUUCCGCGGUUCAUAGUCCCCUCCGUACAAGGACGCAGCCGAAGCACUCUGCCGGGCCUCCUCCUCUUAAAGCUGCGCCUCCUAACGAAAUGCUUCCGCUGGCAGUAACGGAACUGCAGGGAACUACAGUAGAGCCGCGCUAUAUCUCGAGAUCUUCUAUGGAAACAAGCGAUGUAGGGAGCACUGAUGGUGAAAUGAACGCUGCAAUGGCUGUGAACCGUCACAAAGCCUCCGCGAACUGGUGUGCAAUGGACGGAGCCGUACAGGAAGUUCCACGGGAAGGCGCAGGCAUUGUCGGACUGCAGCCCUCUGCAGGCACUUCAGCGUCACCUACCGCUCAGCAGAUCUUUCAUCCCCAACCCCCAAGAACAGGUUGCCAAGUGGCACCCCUGAGAGUACUCGAUUGUACAAGAGGUACAUGCGAAACCGCGGUUCUUCUGCCAGCACCAGAAUUGGGUUUACAACCAUCCCAGAGUACCAUGGGUCUCCCGAUCACACAUCUCGUUGGUCCGCAAGCGGGUGGAGGCGGUGAGGGCACGUGCCACAGCAGCAGAACACAGAAGGCCUCUAUGCCGUUCAGAGGCACCGAGCAAGACAUGCAGUUUAGACCUCGUGUCCUUAGUGAGACCCGCUUGCUGACUGACACCGACUCCUCGCAGAAACUAGAGGAUGCAAGCACGUCAAUUGCGGAGGCCCUUUCGUUUAUUAAGUACUGUACCGACUUUAUCCUGAGCAGAGAAGGCCUAGAAUAUGUUGAAAAGAAAGUGUUUCGAUACAGCAAGGCCAAGGAGGCCGGUAGAGUUGCUGCGAGGCCCACCAUUCCAGAGGGCAUGACUUCCGCUCAGGGCAAGUACAUCCUCCUUCACCACGCCAUCGAAAUGGUUGAGGACGAGUAUGGGGAUAGUCCUGCAGCUGAAGACCCGCAUUUGUACCUUCCUGAUUUGAGGCGCAUGGCAGACAUCGUAGUAGGCACCGUUUCAAGCGAGCAGUCAAAUGAAAGAAACCAGGAUCUGACUAAAGGGAAAGACUCACAGAGAUCUCAUAGUGGGCACUCGCUGCCUGAACGGUUCCCAGAGCAACGCAUGGAGCGCCACUUACCGCUCUCCAUAUUUAACCUUCCCGCUACAGGGCACAGACUGGAGGGGAGAGAGGGACGCGCGUCUGGCCAAGGGUAUUUGACGGUACAACAACCUGAGGCGUCUCCCAUCGAUUCAGGCGUAGAAUCUUGGCAACCUGUCACUCUACCGCAGACCCACUUGGCAGAAUCUGCCACCGGAAGCGCCCCUACUGCCCAGAGAUCCAGUGACAUCAGAUUACUGAAGCCACUUUCUAGUGCCUCGAGAACUUUGCUCAGUUCCCAACCCUUCCUCGGAAAGGAAAACAUGGAACGGAGCUCGAUGAUGGGUUACAGUCAGUCCUCUAGACUUCCUAGAGGGCGCACUUCGUCCAUCCCUUCUCCACUCCAGGGACUCUCGGAUCUUUCUUCGGUGUCAGACACACAGGAUGAUGAGGCGCCCCACAGCACCUCGCCUAGUCCUUUGCCCCCUCCAAGUUCGAUUUCUUCAAGGGCACCAUCGCCGUCUGAUGCUCUUCCCCAGCCCAGUGCACUCUCUGGUCUACUGCAUAAAAGAAAGGACGAUUUCUUGGGUAGUGCUGAUAGCUUGUUGGCUGGCGAAGCGGGCUCCGCAUCAUCCGCAGUCCUUAGAAAGCCUGCAGGUUAUGGAAGUGGCGUAGCAAAGGCCGCUGGUAUAAAGGGGUCAAGGGCGGAAGUCGGUGCGUCAUUGAAUCUCCUCGACCCCGCUGCUAUGGAACAAGAUGCUCUAAAGCUGAGUAUUCGUAGCGUCGUCCGAGACUCCACUAGCGGUGCAGUAGCCUCCAGGGUAUUCAGGCCCCCGGAGAAUAACACGGGGCAGGCACAUCUGGAUUUGCCAACAGCACAAGGCCUACGAAGUAUCAUUGCUUCCCGUACGGUAUCUCCUGAGCUACCUAAAGAACCUCCUGGAAAGGUGAUGGGGUCUGUACGAUUGAGCGACCCAGAUUAG
This is a messenger RNA of Cyclospora cayetanensis, 3189 nucleotides long. RefSeq lists its product as uncharacterized. Lineage: Eukaryota; Apicomplexa; Conoidasida; Eucoccidiorida; Eimeriidae. The transcript has 7 exons. The record is from RefSeq and is a predicted model, not a curated record. Bases 1 to 3189 code for a protein of 1062 amino acids.